AUGAGCACAGUGCUAGGAUCUCCCCGGCGACCUUUAUCGCAGACAAACGCACCGGCAAAUGCAGAGCCGACACCCUUCGAAGUCUUCAUUGCCAUCGGCAAUAUUCUGACCUGGCUCCUCGCGGUCUAUGUAAUUUACCUUCACGUCCAAGCGAGAUGGGAUCUCGAGGCCCGUCAUCGUGCCCAAGUCGAAGCAGAGAGACGGGCCUGGAGCGAGGCAGACAGGCAAUGGAGAGACCCGGACCCUGAACAGAUCCGAGGGCAAAAACGGAAAUUGCAGCAGAUCCAGGAAGAGGUCGAUGGAGACCAGGGUUGGGAAGAUGAGAUGUUGGACUGGCACGGUGAGAUCGAGGAGAGGGCGGCAAGGGAGGUUGAGGUUGACAGCGACUCUGAGAUCGAGGAGCGAAUGGAGGUCAUGGAGAUUCCCAGCCGGCAAGAAUUUGAGCGAGAUUAUGGACAGUUGUGGAGAUGGUAA
This is a messenger RNA of Cladophialophora immunda, 474 nucleotides long. RefSeq lists its product as uncharacterized. NCBI's taxonomy places the organism in Eukaryota, Fungi, Ascomycota, Eurotiomycetes, Chaetothyriales, Herpotrichiellaceae. The transcript has a single exon. The record is from RefSeq and is a predicted model, not a curated record. Bases 1 to 474 code for a protein of 157 amino acids.